Hipposideros armiger (great roundleaf bat) is the source of this 1598-nucleotide messenger RNA. It is a transcript of the gene SKAP1, whose product is annotated as src kinase associated phosphoprotein 1. The transcript has 13 exons. Gene Ontology annotation, cellular component: cytoplasm; plasma membrane. Bases 121 to 1218 code for a protein of 365 amino acids. The record is from RefSeq and is a predicted model, not a curated record. Gene Ontology annotation, molecular function: protein binding. Lineage: Eukaryota; Metazoa; Chordata; Mammalia; Chiroptera; Hipposideridae.
CGGAGGUACAGGUGCCUUCGCCGUUCCGCCCACCUCCUUCCCACCCGCCUGCCGGCCUCGGCCCCAGGCCUUCACGGCCCCUCUCCCGCCACACACUCGGCCUCCCCUCCGCCCCACCAAAUGCAGGCCGCCGUCGCCCUCCCCGAGGAGAUCCGUUGGCUCCUGGCAGAUGCUGAGGAGUUUCUGGCAGAAGGUUUGAGGAAUGAGAACCUCAGUGCUCUUGCAAGGGACCACAGAGACCAUAUUCUUCGUGGCUUUCAACAAAUCAAAACUAGGUACUAUUGGGAUUUUCAGCCCCAAGGGGGAGACCAAGCUGAAAAUUACCUUGGACAGGACAGCUCCGAUGAUAAUUACAGUGGAACUCAGGGCCCUUCUCUCACGUCAGAUGCACCUUUUUUGUCAGAUUAUCAGGAUGAGGGAAUAGAAGAUAUCACAAGAGGAGCUCAAGAGCUUGAUAACAUCAUCAAGCAAGGAUACUUGGAGAAGAAAAGUAAAGAUCAUAGUUUCUUCGGAUCGGAGUGGCAGAAGAGAUGGUGUGCUGUCAGCAGAGGCCUCUUCUACUACUAUGCUAAUGAGAAAAGCAAGCAGCCCAAAGGGACCUUUCUCAUUAAGGGCUACAGUGUACGGAUGGCCCCCUACCUGCGAAAAGAUUCCAAGAAAGAAUCCUGCUUUGAACUGACCGCCCAGGAUAGGCGCAGCUAUGAGUUUACAGCUACUAAUCCAGCUGAAGCCAGAGACUGGGUGGAUCAAAUAAAUUUCUUAUUAAAAGAUCUGAGCUCUUUAACCAUUCCAUGUGAAGAUGGCGAAGAGGAAGGAGAAGAGGAAGAAAUGUAUGAUGAUAUUGAUGGUCUUGACUCCCAAAAUUCUGGUUCCCAGUGUAGACCCAUUAUCUUGCCUGGGAGUAUGGGGUUAAAACAGCCCACAGAGGAGAAAGAAGAUGAAGAAGAUAUUUAUGAAGUCUUACCAGAUGAAGAUGGUCUAGAAGCAGAUGAGAGCGGCACUCAACAAAGAGGAGUGGACUAUGCCAGUUAUUACCAGGGCCUAUGGGAUUGCCACGGUGACCAGCCAGAUGAACUAUCCUUCCAACGGGGUGACCUCAUCCGCAUUCUGAGCAAGGAAUAUAACAUGUAUGGCUGGUGGGUAGGAGAACUGAACAGCCUCAUUGGGAUUGUUCCAAAGGAGUAUCUCGCCACUGCCUUUGAAGUGGAAGAAAGAUGAAGACCAGGACACAUAUCCUUCUCUCUGUCCUGCCUUUAUGAAGAAACUGAGCAUCGAGACCUCCCACUCCCUACCCCUGCCACCCCACCAACACCACGGACUCUUCUCUUCACUGAAGAGACCCCAGUCUCCGACACCUUGUAGUAACUGAACCACCAAUAAGACAAGUGGGAAGAGGCGUAUCCAGCUGACCUGUUGCUAAACCUGCAUUGCCUUAGCUCACCCCAUCUCUAAACAUGUCCACACAGCCACUUCUGCCCUUUCCACAGGCUUGUCACAGAGAAGGCGAGAGAGAAGGAAACUUUUGGAGGAGGAAGCUGCUGGUUGUUUGGGAUGAUUUGAAAAGCACAAAUAAACUUCAGACUUGGUUCCUUGCCAUG